UUAUUACAUGCUGACUUGUCUCACGUUGUGACACAUCCACGAAACCAGACUCAUCUCGUUGAAUCUUUCGUUCUUCAGAAAAAAACUAACAAGAAACAAACCAUCAUCCAAAAAUGGCGACACUGAUAGAAUUGUUACCAAAAGAAUAUGGCUUUGUGGCAAUCGUUCUCGUUCUCUACACCUUCCUCAAUUUCUUCAUGACCUUUCAAGUUGGCAAAGCUCGCAAGAAGUACAAAGUUUUCUAUCCAACGCUUUAUGCUUCUGAAUCUGAAAACAAAGAUGCCUUGCUCUUCAAUUGCGUUCAGAGAGGGCACCAAAACUCUCUGGAAACGAUGCCCAUUUUCUUCACGUUGAUGAUUUUGGGAGGGCUGAAGCAUCCUACCAUUUGUGCUGUCCUUGGAGUACUUUACACUGUUGCUAGAUACUUCUACUUUGUAGGCUAUGCCUCAGGCGAACCCAAGAACCGUCUCAAACUCGGGGGAUUUUUUAUGCCAGCACUACUGGGGCUUAUGGUGUCUACACUUUCAUUUGGAUGGAGUCUUGUCAAUCAGCCUGCAAGCCACUGACUUGAACUUUUAUCUCUUGUACUGUAGCCUCUUGAUAAUGAGGUUAUUAAAUAAUUAUAAUGCCAAGGAUUGCAAAUGAAUAAUGUAAGUUCAAAAUUUGUUGCGUUUGAUUUUCUUGCUUGCCUUUGUAUGUUACAGUAAGGACAAAUUUAGAGUUUCAACAUGGGUUUUUGGAUAUUCAUCACUGUUUUGUAUGAAGUUGACUAUUCUUCAAUCAAAUAGCUUGAUCUAUACAGACGUAACUUUCAGAGAA
Molecule: messenger RNA, 819 nt
Organism: Medicago truncatula (barrel medic)
Lineage: Eukaryota; Viridiplantae; Streptophyta; Magnoliopsida; Fabales; Fabaceae
Product: microsomal glutathione S-transferase 3
Exons: 4
Coding region: 114-566 (150 amino acids)
Cellular component (GO): endoplasmic reticulum; membrane; nuclear envelope
Molecular function (GO): glutathione transferase activity; glutathione peroxidase activity
Source: RefSeq, a predicted model, not a curated record